UAUGAUAUAAGAGUUGCGGAUCAAAUUCUUAACGAACCAUUUCACGCGCGGUCCCGCCAGAUCUGAAUUUGACGGUUUCUCGUGAAUACACAAUCAGCCGAGCGUUGUUGAUUCACUUCGCUUUCUCCUCUCGCUCUGCAAUGGCGAGGGUUUGCGUCGGGGAGAACAACCAGUCCUCAAUUCGGAUUUUGCUUGUGUUGAUUGCAAUCGCGUCUUGUGGGAGCACGGCUUUUGCCGCCAGAUCGGAGCAGGAGAUUAGGGAGCGCUUUUACGGUAAUUUAGUUAAUACGACGGCGCCGGAGAAUGGAGAAGGCAGUAUCGCCAAGAUGUUUGAUCGUGUCCUCGAAAAAGAGUUCUCCGAGAACGAUCAACCUGAAGGUUCAGAGAAAAGCAGCUUUAACAGCUCUGUAGCUGAUCAAGAAGCUGUACUGGAGACUGUUGCAAUGAUUACACAUGAUAAAGUCAAGAAAAAUGAAACCCUCGAGGCAAAUGGUACUAAAUCUUUUCAAUUUCAAGAUGUUUUUUCCCUGGAUAAUGAAAAUUCUGAAGAUAUGACAACAUUGAUAGACAAAAAGGACAAUAUGUUUGUCAUGUCAAAUAAGAAAUCAAAAUAUCCAGUGCUUCAAGUUGAUCUGAGGCUUAUUUCUGAUUUGGUGGUUGUUAUUGUCUCUGCUGCCAUAGGUGGAAUUAUAUUUUCCUGUUUGGGACAACCAGUUAUUGUUGGCUAUCUUUUAGCGGGUUCUAUAAUUGGACCUGGGGGUUUGAAAUUCAUUAAGGAAAUAGUACAGGUUGAGACCUUUGCGCAGUUUGGCGUUGUGUUCCUUCUGUUUGCUUUAGGUCUGGAGUUCUCUUUGACAAAGCUAAAAGUUGUGGGCCCUGUUGCAGUGGUUGGAGGACUACUUCAAAUAGUUAUCUUCAUGUUCUUCUGUGGCAUAACUGCAAUGUUAUGUGGAGCAAAAUUAUCAGAGGGUGUGUUUGUAGGUUGCUUUCUCUCUAUGUCUUCAACAGCAGUGGUGGUGAAGUUUCUGGUUGAGCGGAACAGUAAUAAUUCUAUACAUGGUCAAGUGACAAUUGGUACACUUAUAUUCCAGGACUGUGCUGUUGGUUUAUUAUUUGCUUUGCUUCCUGUUCUUGGAGGUAAUAGUGGAAUUCUGCAAGGGUUGUUUGCGAUGGGAAGACUGCUGCUGAUCCUAUCCCUCUUUCUCACUGCUGCAUCUGUACUAACUUGGUCUUUUGUUCCUCGUUUUCUGAAGUUAAUGGUUCAGAUAUCUUCUCAGACCAAUGAAUUAUAUCAACUAGCUGCAGUGGCGUUCUGCUUAUUAUCUGCUUGGUGCAGUGACAAGUUGGGGCUCAGUCUUGAGUUGGGUUCGUUUGUGGCUGGAGUCAUGAUAUCUACCACUGACUUUGCACAACAUACAUUAGAGCAGGUGGAACCAAUCCGUAACCUCUUUGCUGCUCUGUUCCUUUCUAGUAUUGGAAUGCUCAUACAUGUACACUUCCUAUGGACGCAUGUGGAUAUAUUGCUUGCAUCUGUUAUUCUGGUUAUUGUUGUUAAGACUACUGUUACUGCUACAAUUACAAAGGCAUUUGGAUAUAACAUUCGAACAUCAUUUAUUGUUGGACUUUUGCUGGCACAAAUUGGAGAAUUUGCAUUUGUAUUGUUAAGUCGUGCAUCAAACUUGAACAUUGUUGGGGGCAAGAUAUACCUCCUUCUUCUUGGAACAACUGCUCUUAGUCUCGUUACAACUCCUAUCUUGUUCAAACUUAUACCUGCUGUGAUACACCUAGGAGUUCUUAUGCAUUGGUUUCCACCUGAGCCUACUGCAUCAACUGAGGAGAAAGUUGCCUUGAUUGAGGCACAUAACAGGCUACUAUAACAUUUGCUGAGAUUACCAACUACCACUACCACUACCACUGUAUCAGAAGCUUGAGUUAGAUAGCAGAGAAUUGUACAUCUCCAAGUUUUGGCAAGUGCUCAUUCAGGCCGGUUGUCUUGACUAUCAAACUAAGUGCUAAUUGUGCGGUUGUAUUUGAUGAUGUAUAUAAUAGGAUACCAAUUUUUUGUUCACACGUUGAUGUAGCCUAAAGGAACAAACAAAUUAAAAUUGUAGUUAAUAGACAAACAUUCUGAGGAUGUAUGAACCCUCAAUACAUAGAUGUUCGUUUUUCUGGUUGCUGGAACAAUUUCAUUUUGUGUUUGCCUA
Ipomoea triloba (trilobed morning glory) is the source of this 2204-nucleotide messenger RNA. Its product is annotated as K(+) efflux antiporter 5. The record is from RefSeq and is a predicted model, not a curated record. Gene Ontology annotation, biological process: potassium ion transmembrane transport; proton transmembrane transport. Gene Ontology annotation, molecular function: potassium:proton antiporter activity. The coding region runs from base 141 to 1877 and encodes 578 amino acids. Gene Ontology annotation, cellular component: membrane. The transcript is spliced from 20 exons. NCBI's taxonomy places the organism in Eukaryota, Viridiplantae, Streptophyta, Magnoliopsida, Solanales, Convolvulaceae.